CGAAAUGGACGUUACGUCAUGCAGUCUACAUGAAAGGGCACUAGUAUAGUAACCGUUGUAACCAUCUAACCGUGUGUUUAAUUGACCGUAGAGGAUAAAAGUGGAAGGACUCUUCAGGCUCAAAGAAAGUUGCCAAGAAGUACGAUUUCAUGGGACAGUCGUUUAUCAAAUCCGGCUCUCGUAGAGCGAGUUUAUAUGAAUGUUCCGAAGAAGAGCUCGUCGAAACGAUAUCAAACAAAGAAGCCGUGAGUCGAGGUUCAAACAAACAGUUAACUGAAUCGAAUACGGGCGAAACAGCUGUGGAUAAAGGUUCCGAAAAUCAGUUAGUCAAAUCCACAUUGCAUAAAGCAGCUGUAACUAAAGAUGAAGGUUCCAAACAUCAUUCAGUCAAAUCCACAUCACAUAAAGCAGCUGUAAAUAAAGAUGAAGGUUCCGAAAAUCAGUUAGUCAAAUCCACAUCGCAUAAAGCAGCUGUAACUAAAGAUGAAGGUUCCAAACAUUCAGUCAAAUCCACAUCACAUAAAGCAGCUGUAAAUAAAGAUGAAGGUUCCAAACAUCAUUCAGUCAAAUCCACAUCGCAUAAAGCAGCUGUAAAUAAAGAUGAAGGUUCCAAACAUAAAUCGGUUAAAUCCACAUCACAUAAAGCAGCUGAGAAUGAAGGUUCCAAAAGUCAGAUAAUCAAAUCCACAUCGCAAAAAUUAGCUUUAAUCACAUCCACAUCGCAUAAAGCAGCUGUAAACAAAGAUGAAGGUUCCAAAAAUCAGUUGGUCACAUCCACAUCGUAUAAAGCAGCUGUGGGUGAAGGUUCCAAAAAUCAUUUAGUCAAAUCCACAUCGCAUAAUGUAGGUGCGCAUGAAACUUUCAAAGAACAGGUUGUCAAAAUUAUAUCGGACAAAUCUACAGUCGAUAAAUCAACUGAUGAUUGCAAAGAACAGUUACAUACAACGGUUUUCGAAAAACCAACCGUUGAUAAAGGUUGCAGUGAACAGUUAGUCAGUUGGAGUACAGGUGAGACAGCCAUGGGAAAUUAUUUACAUCAGUCAAAAUCGCGCCUCGCAGCUGUCACGGCUGCCCACUCCAGUGGUGCUUCAGAUGAACACAGCUCACGCAGGACAUCACAUGAUCACCUGGACACGGUGAAAAGGGGGUAUGAUUUGAAGAGGAAAUACAGUUUAGGUGACCCCUUGGGAAAGGGUGGAUUUGGCACAGUGAUGUCUGCCGUCCGAAAACAAGACAAAGUUCAAGUGGCAGUAAAAUUCAUUCCCAAUAAAGGUGUCAAAGAAUGGGCAUAUAUGGAUAAACAUUAUGUACCUAUGGAGGUCUGUCUGCUGAAAAAGCUUGAGCACGUGUCGGGUGUUAUUCACAUGAUAGACUUUUACGAGUACCCGCGCAGUUUCGCGGUCGUGCUUGAAAGACUAGAGUCAGUAGUCGACUUGUUUGAAUACAUCACAGAAAGAACUCAUUUACUCGAAGACGAGGCGAGGGACUUUUUCCAACAGGUUGUUGAAAUCAUUUCAGACGUUCACGAGGCCGGUGUGCACCACGGAGACAUUAAAGAUGAAAACAUACUCGUGACCCCAAAUGGACGGUUAAAACUCAUUGACUUUGGUUCAGGGUCUUUCUUGCAGAACAAGUAUGAACAUAGAGCUACGGGUACUAUAUUGUAUAGUCCACCGGAAUGGAUCAAGGAGCAUAAAUACAUUAAUUUGCCAGCAACCGUUUGGUCUUUGGGUAUUUUAUUGUACAUUAUGGUGUGUGGCCAGAUGCCUUUUAAGAAGGAGCAAGACAUCUUGACAUCCAGAUUCGCAUUGAUAUAUGAAGUAUCUGAUGCAGUCGAAGACCUAAUUCGGCGGUGUCUUACUGUCUGUGUUAAAGAACGUAUAUCUUUUGAUAAGAUACACGAACACCCUUGGCUGAAAAGAAGAAGUAACAUUUCAUUGUCUCAAACAUCAAUGUGUGGAACUUCAUUCGACCAUGACACGUUGCGCUCGAGCCGGGCCUCUUCUCUUAUAUCCCAGGAAAUUACUAACAGCUCUAAAAUGGACAACAUAACAAAUAAUAAUAAAUAACAACAUUAAACAUA
Molecule: messenger RNA, 2083 nt
Organism: Gigantopelta aegis
Lineage: Eukaryota; Metazoa; Mollusca; Gastropoda; Neomphalida; Peltospiridae
Product: serine/threonine-protein kinase PSK1-like
Exons: 7
Coding region: 150-2069 (639 amino acids)
Biological process (GO): protein autophosphorylation
Cellular component (GO): cytoplasm
Molecular function (GO): ATP binding; protein serine/threonine kinase activity
Source: RefSeq, a predicted model, not a curated record